GCUUCUUCAAUCGAUCGACAGAAAAAAAUUUCUGCGCCCCUUCUUCCAUCAUCGAAAAAAAAGAGGGGUGGGGGAGCAAAUCGCCGGAAAGGGAACAGAGCAGACGGAGGAGAAAAGGUCGCUGCCACUACCCAGCCCACCAUAUUGUUCUGCCGCACAUACUCCUAUCAGAAAUGACUGAUCCCAGUAGACUUGAAUUUGACAUCUUGGACUCAGAAGGACUUGAGUACCACCGUUGGGUUUCUGAUGUAGAAAUGGCUUUCGUGGCUAAAGACUUCUCUGCCACACUUAAAGACCCCAGUGAAUUGAAAGAUGCACCAUAUGAAAAAGUGAAAGCAAAAGCUUUAAUGUUCCUAAGGCGACACAUUGACCCAAGUUUACGUUGGGAAUAUCUUCAGUUGAAAACCGCCAAAGAACUGUGGGAUGCCGUUAAGGGACGUUUUGGGAACAUUCAUGAUACUCUCCUCCCAGAACUGAAUGCGCAAUGUAAUGAAAACCGUUUGCUAGACUAUAAACGGACAAAUGACUUUGUCAAAGAUAUGUUGCGUCUUAAGGCACGUCUCAUCUUUGGUGGUAAUCCAAUCACCGAAGAUGACAUGAUUCAAAAGACUCUUGACACAUUUCCUACCUCAUCCAUGAUACUAGCGAACCAGUACAGGAUGGAGUAUGAAAACAAAAGAAUUACCACAUUCUACAAGUUGAUGAAUAUGCUGCAAUCAGCAGAAAAGCAUAAUGAAGUCCUUGUGAAUAACAAUGCUUGGCUUGUCGGGACAAAGAAAAUUCCUGAAGCCAAUUAUGGAAAAAUAAAACAUGGAAGGCAUCCCAAUGAAAAGGGACCUAGACGUGCUAAUCCUUACCCACGUGGAAAUAACUCUAAUCGUGGGAAGGGUCGUGGUGGUCGUGGUAGAGGUCGUGGAGUAUCUUCCAAUGUUUGGCGAAGAGAGUAAAAUGAUGGACUGAGUGGCCACACAAACAAGAAGUCAAAUGCAUCCAAGACUCCUCUGAUAAAGAAUGAGCCAUGUUACCGAUGUGGAGUUAGCGGACACUGGUACAAGCAUUGUCGCGCUAGUAACAAAGUUGCAGCCUGCUACAAGAAAUAUCUCCAAUCUAGAGAGCAUGAAUCUCAAUAUUUGGACGAAGAAGGCAAUGACGUUG
Molecule: messenger RNA, 1155 nt
Organism: Cuscuta campestris
Lineage: Eukaryota; Viridiplantae; Streptophyta; Magnoliopsida; Solanales; Convolvulaceae
Source: the annotation of a GenBank genome assembly